AUGAGCAAAGUUUAUGAACUUUACAUUCACUUACUUGUUAAACAACAACAUAGUCCUAUGAUUUCUACAAUAUCUAAAUAUGAACCAUCUGGUUUCAAAGAUGACAAUAAUCCAUUGUGUAUGGCUAAUAAAUUUAGAGUGAUGAGAUAUAGAUCAGAAAAAUUAUUAUUACCAGAUAACAUUCUCUAACAUUAUAUUAAUCUAUUUAAAAAUAAUAGAUAAUUGUUUAUACUAUUUCUAAGAUAAUUAACAUCUCCUAUAUAAGAAAAUGAAUUAUAGGAAUAAUAAUAGAUAGAAAAUAUUAUAUAAUAAAUUGAAUUAGAUAGUAUACUAAUAGAAUAAUUGAAUUUAUGGUCAAAUAUCUUUCAACUUACUUAAAAAUAACUCUAAUCCUUAUUUAUAUGUUAAAAUAUGACUGAUUAUUUAAAUUUCCUUAAAGAAUUCUUAAAAAAUCAAUUACAAACAUUUUAAAAUAUUGAUUUAUCUCAAAUCAAUUUAGAUGAUGAUUUUGACAAAACUGAACAAACUUAAAUUAUUUAUGUAAAUGAAAUGUAUGAGAAUCAUUAUAAACCAAGUAGUAAAAAGAAACUUGUAUCUUUUACACAUAAAAAUGAAUUAAGUGAAUCUGAUUAAAAUUCAAUUAUUAGAGUAAUUCAAAAAAAAAAAUUAGCAUCUAUUAGAGAUAUAUAUAAUGCAAUCAUAACAUAAUUUGAUCUUUAACCUAAAAUACAAUAUACUGAAUUAAAUGGAUAAUGGAUAUGUUAAAUUGAUAUUAAAGAAAUUUAAUCUAAGUAAACUUCUUAAAAUAAAACUUAAUCAUUAUUAUCUUCAUAAAUAUACAUCAUUAAAUAAUUAUGUCCAAUCAUAUUUGAUUAUAUACUGGAAAAUUCAAAUCAAGAUAUUGAUUAAAUUAAAAAUAAUAAAGGUAUCUUAAAUCUUGCAUUACCUACUUCUAAAAAUCAUAAAUUAAUACCUUAAGAAGAUUAUUUAAAAUAAUUACCUUAUAAUUAUGAAUUAAUUGAAAAUUAUAUUGAAAAUAAAACUAGUAAUGAAACAUGUUCAAUUAGAAAAUUAUAAAAUGAAGUAACUAAUUAUUUAAUUUAAAAAUAUAAUAAAUACUCUAUUAAUAAACAAUUAUUAAGUGUAGCUUCAACUUAUGAAUUAACUAUGACUUUUACGGACAAUGGCAAACAUAAAUCAAUUGAAAAGUAUAAUAUUAUUAAAAUAUGAUUUAGAACCUUUACAACUAAACUAAGAUUUUGUAAUGCAAGAUUAAUAGGAUAAUAAUAUAUAAUAAAUGUAAUAGGAAACUUAAUAUUUGGAGAGGAUAGAUCAAAAUAAUUUGAAAAUAUUAAUUAAUUUUUAUUAUAAAUUUAAUGA
Messenger RNA from Paramecium primaurelia, 1380 nucleotides. The record is from the annotation of a GenBank genome assembly. NCBI's taxonomy places the organism in Eukaryota, Ciliophora, Oligohymenophorea, Peniculida, Parameciidae.